GUGAAUAUGCGAUUGCCACGUUACAACAGAAGCUGGUGGUCGCUUUUAAUGUUGAUGAAGAAACAAACCGAUGGCUAGAAUUUUGAGGAGAAAAAAAGCAAUUCCAUAAGCGGUAUGGCGUUGAGAGGGGCUGCCGUUGCUGGUGCUUGCAUUGGAAAACAAAGAACCACCCCAUUUCUCCUUUCAUCUUCUCCAUUUUUCAGGGUACGAUCCCAUCAUUUCGCUUCCCGUUCUCUCCAAAGAUUUGCAGCUAUUCCUAACUACAAAACUGGAUUCAAGAAUCAGAUUCGGGCGAUACAGGAAGUUACUGUAGAUACCAUAACAUCCCAGAAAGGAAAAGAAGACAAUGAACAAAAAUCCCAACAAAAUUGGAAGAUUAAAAUGCUUUAUGAUGGAGAUUGUCCGCUUUGCAUGCGUGAGGUUGAUAUGCUAAGGGAGAGGAAUAAGCAAUAUGGCACUAUCAAGUUUGUUGACAUAAGUUCUGAUGAUUAUUCUCCUGAAGAAAAUCAAGGAUUGGACUACGAAACUGUUAUGGGAAGAAUUCAUGCCAUUCUCUCUGAUGGAACUGUUGUCACAGAUGUUGAGGCAUUUAGAAAAUUGUAUGAGCAAGUUGGUCUUGGAUGGGUUUAUGCCAUUACCAAAUAUGAACCUAUUGCAACAAUUGCUGAUUCCAUCUAUGGUGUUUGGGCUAAGUAUCGUCUUCAAAUUACUGGCCGACCACCAUUAGAAGAUGUCUUGGAGAUGAGAAGAAAGAACAAGGUAUGUAUUCUGUUACUGUAUGAGGUUUCAAGGUUCUAUUGUUGACAACAAAAUAGAUAAGCUGAGUAGCAUACAUGCAUAAGAGGUUGGCUUUUGCUCUAUCAGGCAAACUUAUAUGGUUUUCCUUUUCUAUGUUUGUUUAUCUCAUAACACAAACAGAUGUCUUUGAAAUAAUUGAAUUGAUAGCUGCUAUUAUUCCCAUAUCCACUCUUCUCAGAUUUUCAGAUAAUCGUACCUUUGGGAAGUAAAAAUGUCCUAACCCUCUAACUGCGUGGCUUAUUAAAAGCUAGACUGGAUAAUCCGUGUAUUCAAGUUGCGCUCAUAUUAGUUUUACUAUCAUUGUAUUUUC
Molecule: messenger RNA, 1108 nt
Organism: Hibiscus syriacus
Lineage: Eukaryota; Viridiplantae; Streptophyta; Magnoliopsida; Malvales; Malvaceae
Exons: 7
Coding region: 115-804 (229 amino acids)
Molecular function (GO): protein-disulfide reductase activity
Source: RefSeq, a predicted model, not a curated record